Micromonas commoda is the source of this 2206-nucleotide messenger RNA. RefSeq lists its product as hypothetical. NCBI's taxonomy places the organism in Eukaryota, Viridiplantae, Chlorophyta, Mamiellophyceae, Mamiellales, Mamiellaceae. The transcript is spliced from 2 exons. Gene Ontology annotation, cellular component: nucleus. Gene Ontology annotation, biological process: regulation of DNA damage checkpoint. The coding region runs from base 1 to 2166 and encodes 721 amino acids. Gene Ontology annotation, molecular function: DNA binding; zinc ion binding; protein binding. The record is from RefSeq and is a predicted model, not a curated record.
AUGUCUCUUCCCAAGCUUGAAUUUGCCAAGACUGGCCGAUCCACCUGCCGAGAGUGCGGCGAGGGCAUCGCACAGGGCGUCAUGAGGGUGGGCAUCGAAGCCUUUGUCGCAGGACGUGUAUGCGAUUGCUGGAGUCACGUCAAAUGCAGCCUGGGCGCCAUGUUCCUGGAGAAGUGCACGGCAGCCAGGGGCAAGUGCAAGGCGACGGACGAGCCAUUCAAAAAGGGCGACGUCAGGCUCGCAGUUUGCAGCAAGGCGCACAAGGCUUACUACUCCAUGGCGGGUAUGGGCGACGCCGUGCGACCCAUCGUGGAGGCUUCCGAGGGCGAAUACACAGCCUCAGACAUCACCGGUUUCCUGGCCCUCUCCAAGGAUGAGCGCGCGGCCGUCUGUGCCGCUGUAGACGUCAAGGCCACGGCCAGCGCCAAAAAGCGCUCUCGCCGCGGCAGCGACGUCACCGUCGCCGAGGUCACCGUGGCGGCCGUGAAGGACGAGAAGAAGGCUGCGGCGGACACUCCCGCGUCUGCGAACAGAAGGCCCGGCAGGAGGUCCUCCGCCGUGUCCGCUCCCCCCGCGCCGGCGACGCCCGCCGAGGACGAGGAGGGCGAGGAGGCUGGCGACUCCGACGGUCUCACCGAAUUCGAGCGCCAGCGCGAGGAACUCAUCGCGCGGAACAAGGCGAGGAUGGCAGCUCUGAACAUUGGCACACUCGCGUCCGAAGUCGCGACCGCGUCGGCUAAGCCCGCGAACGGACCCUCCCAGCGUGGCAUCGGAUCCAAGCGCAAGAAGGAGCCCAAGGAGGAUGCCGGGCCGCCGCGCCGAUCCCUCCGCGGCCAGAAGAUCGCCCCCGACGCAACGCUCGCGGGUGGAGUCGACUACGAGCGCAGGGAUGGGACGGUGAUCCUCGCCAACGGCAUGUACAGCGGUUCGGGCACUCGCUCAGACUCGCCUCCGCCGCCUUCCAGGCCCACGGGUGACGUCAAGCUCAAUAGCGUCAACGGAGAGGAGAGUGCGGAUGAGGCGUUCAUCUCGUUCCUGCGCGACACCCUGUCCGGCGUCACCGCCGCCUCGUCUGACUUUGGCGAUGGCGUGACGAUCAAGCACGACCGUGGUUCGUUCACCUCCGCGAAGUCCCUCGUCGGCGCGAAGAUCAAGCUGACGGACGAGGCUGUCGCCAAGGUUGUGCCCCGCGGCGUGACCCACCUCGAUCUCGCGCCUUACGACCCUGACGGCCCCCUCGUGGCCGCCGCGGGUGAUAAGGACGGCAACGUGGGUCUCUGGAGGGUCGACUACGAAGCCCCUGGCGGUGCCGACGACGAGGGCGAUGGGAGCGACGACGGCGUGCUCUUCUACAAGCCCCACGGCUCGUACAUCUGCCACCUCAAGUGGGGCCGCGGCGGUCUCGCGGGUCGUCUGCUCACGUGUGCGUACGACGGCGCCGUUAGGACCCUGGACGCCGAGAAGGGCGUUUUCACGGAGUUGUUCGUUUCCGAGGACGAGGACGAGUUCAGCGCGUGCGAUGUGACGGCGGACGGUAGGACCAUUCACCUCUCAGAUAACGUUGGAAACUACCACGUUGUCGACGCCAGGUCCGGGAAGUUAACGUCACCGGCGGUGCAGCUCCACGAGAAGAAGAUCAACACCGUGCACCUCGAACCCGGCGCUGAGCGCGUGGUGGCCACCUCGUGUGGCGAUCAGACCGUGUGCGUUUGGGACGUUCGCAAGUGCGGCAAGGGCGCCAAGCCGCUGAGUCGGCUUCAGCACUCCAAGUCGUGCCAGGCGGCGUACUUCGCGCCAAACGGAUCGGGUGAGCUGCUGACCACCUGCUACGACGAUCUCAUCCGCGUGUGGCGCCCCAAGUCCGGUGCUGACGCCGGUUCGGUGAACGACGACCCCAAAUCGUGCCUCAAGAUCAAGCACAACAACCAGACUGGCAGGUGGGUCCUUCCCUUCCGCGCGGUGUGGACCCCGGCUGGCGAUGGCGUCGUCAUCGGAUCCAUGCGAAGGGAGAUUGAGGUGUUCGAGUCGUCGAGCGGGAAGCUCGCGGGCAAGUACUCCGAUGCCGAGCGCAUGACGGCCAUCGCAUCCAGAUACGCUGUGCACCCUUCGAAGGACAUCAUCGCGGCUGGUACGGCCAGCGGAAGGCUGCACAUUUACCGUAAAUAAACGAUUCUUUGAAUGUACAUUAGAUUUACAUUGCGCGUCU